AAUCUAGUAGUAUUAAUUGAUAUUUAUAAAUUUAUGGUACAUAUUAUUAUCAUGAGAAAAAAAUGGUGUAAAUUUUUAUUUUCUCUAGAAGUUCAAUUUGAAUGUCUUUUUAAGAGGUAUACUUAAACAAGAAACAAACAAAAAAUAUUUAUAUGCAUCAAAUAUUUUCUUCCUAAUUAUUUAUUUUGGGAAUUACAUCCUCUAGAAACAAAAUUCUAUAAAUCUCUGAACAAAAAAUAUAAAUCAGUAUAUUACUGAAAAAACAGAUUAUAAGUUUCAUCGGAAAACAUAGGCGAUGGAAAAACCGAUUGUUAGAUUUUACACUAAGUCAAAGAUGCCACGGCUGCGAUGGGCUACUGAUCUCCAUCAAUAUUUUGUUUAUGUUGUUAAUCGACUCGGUGGCGAAAGAAAAGCAACUCCUAAGAAGAUUGUGCAGGCAAUGGGUGUGAAAAGUCUCACACUAUCUCAUGUGAAAAGCCUUCUCCAGAUGUAUAGGAACAAGAAGCGGAGAGACUCAGUACAAGCAGAAAGGAUAAUGAGACAAGAAAUGAGGUGGCGGCAAUUUCAACAACACUUUCAAAUCUAUGAACGCCUUCGAGACGCUACCGAGUUUAUCCAAAAUCAACGAAGGCUAAGCGAUAAUAAAGAAAAAACAAUCGAAUUUCUGAAACCAAGUAACAAAACUAUGGAGGUCGGACAUGCUGACGAUGGUUUGGUUGCUGUUAGCGAUGGUGCAAAUGUUCGUUUAAACUCCACAGGAGUUUUGAAGGGGGAAGAGAAAUUGUCCCUUGGACUCACUCUUGGACUCAAGUACUAAGAGGACUUCGGUUCUAUCCUUUUUAAGUUUCCUAUAUUUAUGUAAUUCUUGUUCCAUAUAAUGGUAUGAGAACAAUAAAAAUGAACAUAUGCGUUCCAAUCAAAAAAAGGAACAAUAUAAUAUAAAAUGUAACUAUGUGAUUUUUCAUUCAUUAUUUGGGUGAAAAUAUUAUUUAAUAAUAAAUAUUUUAUUGCAGACAAGAAUCUCUUCUUAUCAUUCACUGAGACCUCGU
Messenger RNA from Brassica napus (rape), 1049 nucleotides. RefSeq names its product protein PHR1-LIKE 2-like. The transcript has 6 exons. The coding region runs from base 296 to 817 and encodes 173 amino acids. The record is from RefSeq and is a predicted model, not a curated record. Gene Ontology annotation, molecular function: DNA-binding transcription factor activity; DNA binding. NCBI's taxonomy places the organism in Eukaryota, Viridiplantae, Streptophyta, Magnoliopsida, Brassicales, Brassicaceae.